This is a messenger RNA of Nanorana parkeri, 1731 nucleotides long. RefSeq names its product coiled-coil domain-containing protein R3HCC1L-like. The record is from RefSeq and is a predicted model, not a curated record. NCBI's taxonomy places the organism in Eukaryota, Metazoa, Chordata, Amphibia, Anura, Dicroglossidae. The transcript is spliced from 3 exons. The coding region runs from base 103 to 1731 and encodes 542 amino acids.
GACUGGAAAUCAGACACCGCAGGCUGUGAAUCGGAAUCGGGAAGAUACAGAGGACCUGGAUGAGCAGGUACACCAUCUUACCUCCUGGAUAUACAUGUUAGUAUGGACAAGUGCCGCAGUCGACCUCGAAGACCCGACAAAGCCUUAUAUGUGCCAAAAGCCAGGCGAAAUACAGAUGAGCCACCCAGUGGAGGAGACCCUUGUUCCGAACACCCUCCUGCUUUUGUUUCCGAAUCUCCUGUCCAAAAAAGACACACAAACACCAAAGCUGACUCCCGGGUCUAUGAACACGGGAAACAGGGGAGCAAAAAUGCAAAGUCCCCAGUUCUAAAGAAAAAUUCUCAACACAAAAAUGACAAGGAGCUAAUUUGCACUCAAACAGGGACUACAGAAAAUGAUUACUUGUGUGAGGGUGUUAAUAACCUAGUCCUCAAUGAGGAAACAUCACCAGGCUCAGUGCAAAACGAUGUGCCCACAUCACACACUGUUCCCUCUGCUGCAGCUCACGCAGGUUUCUUUUCAAAGGAAGAGGAACAGCUUGAUGUCCAAAGCAGAUCUGCCAGCCAAAGUCUAGGCGAACAGCAUGAAAAUAUGACACAAGGGUCAAUAGAAAGCCUAGUGGAGCGAGAUAGGAUGACGGUAAAAGCACAAGAUCAAGGAAUGUGUCAGUCUAGAAAGACAUCUUCAUUAGAUGUAAGUAUAGAGGAUCCAAAGCGAUCCAAACAUAUAGCUGUGUCAGCGAGCACCAUAGACCAGGUAGCAGGAGGCCCAGUGUUUACAUGCCAGCAGGAAGUGAUAGACUUACCGGCAAGGACCAUACUUCACGGCUGUGAACACAAAGCACACAAUAUAGACAACACGACUAAUCAACAAAAAUCAGUUUUAUUCCACAGCACAGAUUGCACUGAAAUAAUUACUACAAGUGAGAUUGUUAGGGACCCGCUUGGACAGCUUGCAACAGUCUGCUCGAGCGAUGCAGAUAACGAAGCUAAUGUCCUCCUCUAUGAAAAGCCAGAAAGUAUUGAGGGAAGAAAAUUGGAUUCCAUUCCUGCAAUAGCAGAGGAUGUCUCGGAGCUUGCAGAGGGGGAUAACAGUGCCAUUGUGUGUGCUAUUGAGCCCAGCAUCAGAGCGGCAGAUGAACACAUCGCAGAUUUAAAAGCGUGCUUGUCUGUAAACGAGGGUGGAUUACAUGGCAUACAUAAUUCUAAAUUGUCUGGGAACAGUUCUGCAGCACACAUUAGAGUACAGAAUCCCAGUGAAAAUGCUAGAAAGGUUGAAGCUGAGUGCGAGAAUAGUCCUAGUUCUUUUUCCCAUGCACAUAUACAGCAGGAAGGAAGGAGGCACAUAACUGAAGGCAGUAGAGACCUAUUUGACAAUCCUGUAUUAGAUCAAUUUGUAGACAUUCUACCGGCUGUUGUCACUGCGGAGCAAAAUCAAUCUGCAGCCAAUGUAGAGUCAUUACCAUGUGUGGCAAGCAUGGAGGAAGAAGAACCAUCAAGGACUGAGCCCAAUUUGGAUAGUGAGCAAAUGCCACUGGCAGCUGUGGAACAGGUUUCCCCUUCAGAGACCGUGGAACUGUUGGUAAGUUCCCCUGAAAUUGUUGGCUCCGCCGAAUCAUCUGAUUCACAUGCAGAGCAGGCGACCUUCGAGGAGCACGUGCCAUCUGUCAGUGAAGCCACUGAAGGAGAUGAAGACUCAAUGACGAAAACACUUCAACUGGAACUGAACUAA